This is a messenger RNA of Rasamsonia emersonii CBS 393.64, 666 nucleotides long. RefSeq lists its product as uncharacterized. The record is from RefSeq and is a predicted model, not a curated record. NCBI's taxonomy places the organism in Eukaryota, Fungi, Ascomycota, Eurotiomycetes, Eurotiales, Trichocomaceae. The transcript is spliced from 2 exons. Bases 1 to 666 code for a protein of 221 amino acids.
AUGCCGUACUUCCCCAUGAACACAGGCUUCCCUACGACGCAGGCUUCAAAAGAUGCAGCUGCUUCCGAGGGGAAAUCGGAUGGGAAAUCAGAUGGGAAAUCGGACACGCCUCAGUUGAGGCCUCCGGCUUCAAUCCAGGUGAAGAAUCGCCGGAAGCGCUACCUGGAGAAGCAUCCAGAGUAUUUCUCUGCAGAUCUCGAGAUGGCCGACCCUUUACUAUACGAUCGCCUCAUCCGUCGUUUCCAGACGCCUGAAGAAAGACAGGCCGAGGGACGUGCCAAAGGCUUCUCCGGCAUUCUGCAUGCCGAUCUGAUGCGAUCAGAGGCUAAGAUGGAAGCCCUCGCUAACCCGGACCCUAACGCGAUGUUCAGCUACAGGCGCGGACCUAACGGUGAAAUCAUCGCCGAGGACAAAGACGAUAUACCCGCUACCAAGGAAGAGGGCGAAAAGCGCUGGCGCGAGGAGAUGGAGCUGCGCUUCUUGAGAGGCGCAGAUUACGACUUCGACUACAAGACCGUGGACGAGAAUGACGAGUAUGAUGAUUGGAACGAGGAACAAGAGCGAUACUUUGAUGAAGAAGAGCCUGAAUGGAUCAUUGAAGAUGGGCACGAAGGCGAGGAUCCUAAGUCCAGAUUAAAAGGGGAAACGGGGAUACAAGACUUUUGA